GAGCCACGGCGCGAGGGCGGAGAGCGCAGCCUAGAGGAGCUUCUGCUAGAAAGUAAAAAUUGGAGCUGUAGAGUGAAUAAAGUGAAGCUUUUGUUCCGAAGUGAUUGAUGAGUGGGGCUGCCUGUCUGUUCUAUCACAGUAACAGGAAUUACUACAGACUACAGGGAGGUGAAACAUCCAAGUUGCCAAACCUUUUGCAGUAACGUGGGGGCGUGUUUUAGGAAUCAGAUUCUGCAGUACACCAAGGUGAUGGAAGGCCUUCUUUUCCCAGAGGACAGCGGUGACCCUGCUUCUAACUGCUGUGGUCUGAUGUCAGGGUACAUUCAGCAACUGGAGCUUCAAGUUGGCAAAUGGCAGCAGUCACACGACAAGAAGUGCUGGGCCUUUACCGCAAGGUAUUCCGGAUCGCCAAGAAAUGGCAGUCAGCGUCGGGACAGGUGGAAGAAACGGCUGCAGAGAGGGAGUACAUUAUAAAAGAAGCCAAAACAUUGUUCCGAAAAAACAAAGAUGUGGCAGAUCUGAAGCUGAUUAAGCAGUGCAUAGAAGAAUGUGAGGCAAGAAUAGAAAUUGGACUUCACUACAACAUCCCCUACCCAAGACCUAUCCAUCUGCCUCCCAUGGGUCUUACCCAGAAAAAAGGCCGUACGUUUCGGCACCAGGAAAAGUUGAGGAAGAUUUCUAAGCCAUUAUACCUGAAAUCCCACGAUGAAAUUUCGUAACCCAUCAUUUCAGCUGUGAUGACUGGGAUUGUAGUGCAGGUGGUUUGUGUGUACAGCUGUGAAUGAAGCUGUUCUGGUCACUUGCUCCCACAUCGCCUGAGGCCUCUCCAGAAAGCCACGGAUGUGAUGCAGACAAUGGCCAGGGCUGGGCUGGUAUUUGCUACAGUUCAGCCACUGACUGAUCAAUAAAAGUGGCACUUGGCAAGGAAUGAGGUGUGAUACUUCAACAUCAGGAUGAAUUACAACGGUUUUUCAAAUCCUCUUAAUCCAUAGAAGGAUUCUUCUGUUUGAGGAUUAUAUAUGCUCAGUUAUGAUUCAGGGCAAGGGUCAGCAAAAAGAAACGUGCUGGUUUCAUAGUACCUUUAUGAUGCAGUGUAUUUUGUAAAGAGACAGUAGCAAAGGGAUGAAAGGGAUUUCUUUUUUUGUAGAUGGCUCAGCAAUAGCCCAGCCUUAGUGUCAGCUCCUUUCCCCAUCCUUUAGAGAGGAGGUGGAUGUGAAAUUCCAUGUUUGGAAUUUGCUAUGGAGCAAAAAGCAUAACACUGUGUUGGGUUCCUCUUGUUCUCAUGUAAAAACUUUCCCCUCAGGGAAUCGCCACUGAUGAAGCUUAAGCUACUUGUGGAAUCUCUGCAUUUUCACGUGGUGAGCCUACCAACAAAACUAGCACCUCAGCCUUCUCAGCAGAUACUGCAGCGUCAGGUUUUAACCUAACAUUGCAGACAGAAUCACAUCUUUAACAGUAAAAGAAACUUUUCAGUCUCCUACAUUCAGAGAACACUGACCCUGGUGGUGUUCAAGGAACAUUUGGAUGUUGUGUUGAGGGAUAUGGUUUAGUGAGAGCUAUUGGCGAUAGGUGGAUGGUUGGACUGGAUAAUCCUGCAGGUCUUUUCCAACCUUGGUGUUCCACGAAUGGAAGUGAGAUGGCAGCUCUUUUUCCCUGGCUGCGAUUACUUUGGCUCUGUUUGAGCCCUCUGCUUCCCUGAUCUCCAGAGGCAAGUUGGCAAAGCCUUCCCUGCUUCAGACUGGUAGUAGUGAUAAGGCCAAGUAGCCCACAGGAGCCACACUGUGCUGGGAGACAUAAUGAGCACAGCCCACAGCUGCUUGAAGGACGAGAGGCAUGAGCUACGGCUGCUCCAACCAGAAGUUAGUGGUGGCAACAAAGCACAUUUGCCCAGUGCAGUGUGUAUUAUUUUCUAUUAAUGUAGGCAAAGCUCAAUGAAAUCUCAUUUUCUCAGCUCUCCAACUCCUGAACUCUCCAAGUCCCAACAGAAAGAAGAUGACAGCGAUAUUCUUGUCUACCUUAAAAAUAGGUUUAAACUUGUGACAUAUGGAACAGAAUGACGGGUCCCCGCGGGGAAUGUACUUAGAAGAAUGAAAAAUUAUCAUUUCAGGCAGGUGAGAAAGUGCAAGGGAACAGGGAGGAGAGCUGGACAUUGUGACGGCACUGCCCAGUGUUGGAGGCAGUGCAACAGCCCAGCCCAACUUCUGGCUGCCCUUCUGGCUCAGCCCACAGAGGUAAAUGUUCCCAGGUUAUUAUUUCCUGGGAAUGCCUCAUGGAAGAGGAACCCUGCACUGAACAUGUAGAACUGUUGUUCUUUCUGUCCGUGUGGGCUCUGCCAAUUCCUACUGCCAGGAAAACACAGAACAGAACUCCCUUCAUUUAGGAAGAGGGAGAUGAUGGAAGUCAGAGACAGCAAGAAAUAAUAUGAUUAUACACUGCUUCAUCCUUCAGAAACACUGUUCUCCUGUCCUUAGUUCUGAUAUAUCAGUGUAGGGAGAUAUUAGCUGAGCAAACCAAAAUCACAGAAUCAUAGACUCACCAAGGCUGGAAAUGGUGGAGAGAGAAGGAUUUUGAAUGGAAGCUUAGGCACGUUCUUUGUCAUGAAAUUAUGGCUCGUAUCUUUUUUUAACAAUUCGUAUGGCUAACAAAGUGUGACUCAGCAGGCAAAUAAAUGGUCGUGUAAACGAGCA
Molecule: messenger RNA, 2687 nt
Organism: Lagopus leucura (white-tailed ptarmigan)
Lineage: Eukaryota; Metazoa; Chordata; Aves; Galliformes; Phasianidae
Gene: LYRM1
Product: LYR motif containing 1
Exons: 6
Coding region: 351-719 (122 amino acids)
Cellular component (GO): mitochondrion
Source: RefSeq, a predicted model, not a curated record